AUGCAAGAAGCGUUCCCUUUAAACGUGCAAGUGCUCUUACCACUUAACGCAAAAUGUUUUGUCUAUGAUAAAUCAAACUACCUUGAUAUACAUCCCUUACCAAUAGGUUUUCAAAUGAUUGAAUAUCCUUCCGGAACAAAUCAUCCUAUAUCCACAAGUCAAAAUUUCACAUUCACCUACGCGAAAGAAGAAAAUGAAUAUCCACAGCUUGUGAAAGUUUGGGUAGAAGAUAAAAAGAGUGAGCUCUCUAGCAUUGUUGAUAUGCCAUCCAUUUGA
This is a messenger RNA of Dicrocoelium dendriticum, 276 nucleotides long. The record is from the annotation of a GenBank genome assembly. NCBI's taxonomy places the organism in Eukaryota, Metazoa, Platyhelminthes, Trematoda, Plagiorchiida, Dicrocoeliidae.